CCCACUUUUGUUAUUUCAACCGUGGCGAGUUGUACGUUCUAUUACCUCGGAUGGCUUAGAAACUGUGUGGUCGAAACAGAAACGAUCCAAGCUCCAGAAAAUACUCGAAAUAAGUGUGAAAAACUGUAUAGAUCCUCGGAAAAUACACCAUUCAUGAAUCCGGAAUCGAGGGACCUGGAUUUGAGAAAGGGCGAUGUCGAGAGGCCGCACUUCGAGGCGGUUACCACACUGUCCGACUCGCAGGCGAUCCGGAGCGUCGACUUUCAUCCGAAUGGAAAGUUGUACGCGGUGGGCUCCAACUCCAAGACCUUCCGCAUCUGCCAGUACCCCGCGCUGUCCAAGCUGAGACAUGGACACCAGGCAGCGGUGUAUCCCCCGUCCGUUCUCUGCAAGCGCACGAAACACCAUCGGGGCUCCAUAUACUGCACCUGCUGGUCACGGGAUGGGGAGCUAAUUGCCACCGGAUCGAACGACAAGACCAUCAAGUACAUGCGCUUCAACAACGACACCAACCAGCUGGUGGGACACGAGAUGGAGCUGAACAUGCACGACGGCACGGUGCGGGACAUGUGCUUCCUGGACGACUCGUCCACCAAGUCCCGGCUGCUGGCGAGCGGCGGCGCCGGGGACUGCAAGAUCUACAUCACAGACUGCGGAACCGGCACUCCCUUCCAGGCCUACAGUGGUCAUACUGGCCACAUCCUGUCCCUCUACAGCUGGAACAACGCGAUGUUCGUGUCGGGAUCGCAGGAUCAAACGAUACGUUUCUGGGAUCUGCGAGUGAAUGUCUCUGUGAAUACGCUGGAUAACGAUCGAAAGGAUGGUGGUCUGGAGAGCUCCGCUGUAACCGCGGUCUGUGUAGAUCCCACCGGCAGGCUGCUAGUCUCUGGGCACGCUGACAGCUCCUGUACUCUGUACGACAUCCGUGGCAACCGGCCCAUUCAGCGCUUCUAUCCGCACACCGCUGAAAUAAGGUGCGUCCGAUUCUCCCCAUCCGCCUACUACAUGCUGACGUGCAGCUACGACAACUCGAUCCGGCUGACGGACCUGCAAGGCGACCUGGCCCACGAGCUGUCCUCCGUGGUGGUGGCGGAGCACAAGGACAAGGCCAUCACCAUCCGAUGGCAUCCGACCGAGUUCUCCUUCAUCUCCACGUCGGCGGACAAGACGGCCACCCUCUGGGCGCUGCCGCCCUCGUAGCUCCGUGGUCCAAUGUUCCGGUCCAGUGGCGGCUUUAAAUUCGUUGUCGAUAUUGUACUUCCGCAGAAUAGUUCAGACUGAUCUAAUUUAUUGAAUAAACCCAUUCCAACAGAUAAAGGAAAAUG
Molecule: messenger RNA, 1325 nt
Organism: Drosophila melanogaster (fruit fly)
Lineage: Eukaryota; Metazoa; Arthropoda; Insecta; Diptera; Drosophilidae
Exons: 5
Coding region: 154-1200 (348 amino acids)
Source: RefSeq, marked reviewed